This is a messenger RNA of Fonsecaea nubica, 378 nucleotides long. RefSeq lists its product as hypothetical. The transcript is spliced from 3 exons. The record is from RefSeq and is a predicted model, not a curated record. NCBI's taxonomy places the organism in Eukaryota, Fungi, Ascomycota, Eurotiomycetes, Chaetothyriales, Herpotrichiellaceae. Bases 1 to 378 code for a protein of 125 amino acids.
AUGUCCGCACGAACAACUUCCCGCUCGCAAGACGAAAAGACCGUGCGCGAAUGGGGCUUCCGCCACGUCUUCACGUGGACUGAUGUCAUCCUUAAUCCUGAAAAAAAUACUGAAGCAAAAGAGCCCGGCAGCUACGCACACUACCCUCCGCACCAGCACCUCGGCCUGACCACGCACCUGAUCCGCCGCGGAACCCUGACCAUCACGUACCCGGACGACGCGAACCCGACCAAGGAGACGUUCGGGGUCGGCGCCCGCAUCGACGUGCCUGCGGGAAAGACGCACGAGGUCUGGAUGGGCGAAGAAGCUCUAGUCCUGGUCGAGGUCAGGGUCGAGGUCCGUCUACUCAACAUAAUUCAAAGAGGACAUGCACUGUAA